UUCGUAGUCCACCACUCACCCACGCCAGAAUACUUUUCUGGUUUACCCUAGCUGCACCAGGGCGAGCCUCGUACAUUGAGCCAUGGCGUUCAAGCACCUAAUAACUCUGGCUCGGCGUUCACAACGACGUCGCAGCUCUGCGCUCUCAUCGGCGUACCAGACUGUCCGAUCCUCAUCAUCCUCCCCGGCUGUCGCCGCCGAAUCGUCCCUUCCUUCCCCUCCUCCUCCCAAUGCUAUGAUCUAUGAUCGUCUUGCCGAGGCCGUGAAGUCCAAGCUCAAGCAGCUUGAAAAUCCCGACCCACGAUUCCUCAAAUACGGGUCUCCUCGCCCCACCUUAUCGGACCACACUCGAAUCCUCUCUGCACCUGAAACUCGUAUUACUACGCUUCCUAAUGGAUUGCGUGUAGCUACGGAGUCUAACCUUGCCGCAAAAACCGCCACAGUUGGCGUCUGGAUCGACGCGGGAUCACGAUUUGAGACGGAGGAGACCAAUGGGACCGCACAUUUUCUCGAGCACAUGAUCUUCAAGGGUACGGAGAAGAGGACGGCGCGUGAGUUGGAGGAGGAGAUUGAGAACAUGGGCGGGCAUUUGAAUGCGUAUACAUCGAGGGAGCAAACCACGUAUUACGCUAAGGUUACUGAUAAGGAUGUUCCUAAGGCACUUGAUAUUUUAUCUGACAUACUGCAGAAUUCCAAGUUUGACGGGAACCGAAUUAGCCGGGAGCGCGAUGUGAUCCUCAGGGAGAUGGAAGAGGUUGAGGGGCAAACAGAGGAAGUUAUUUUUGACCAUUUGCACGCGACAGCUUUCCAGUACACUCCUCUGGGCAGAACUAUUCUUGGACCUGCUCAUAAUAUUAAGACUAUCACUAAAGAUCAUCUGCAGAACUACAUUCAGACACACUACACGGCUCCUAGGAUGGUUAUUGCUGCAUCUGGAGCUGUCAAGCAUGAAGAUAUUGUUGAGCACGUAAAAAAAUUGUUUACGAAGUUGUCAGCAGAUCCUACUACAGCUUCUCAAUUAGUUGCGAAAGAACCAGCCAUUUUUACUGGGUCUGAGGUUAGAAUGAUUGAUGAUGAUAUUCCCCUUGCACAAUUUGCGGUAGCUUUUGAAGGAGCUGCCUGGACAGAUCCGGAUUCCAUUUCCCUGAUGGUCAUGCAGGCUAUGCUGGGCUCAUGGAACAAGACAGCAGGAGGUGGAAAACAUAUGGGUUCUGAGUUAGCCCAGCGGGUUGGCAUUAAUGAAGUUGCGGAAAGCAUGAUGGCUUUCAACACCAACUAUAAGGACACAGGUCUUUUUGGUGUUUAUGCUGUGGCCAAGCCGGAUUGCUUGGAUGAUUUGGCCUAUGCAAUAAUGUAUGAGACCACCAAGUUGGCUUAUCGGGUCUCAGAAGAUGAUGUCACACGUGCUCGUAAUCAGUUGAAAUCUUCACUCCUGCUUCACAUAGAUGGCACAAGUCCGGUGGCUGAAGAUAUUGGGCGCCAGUUGCUCACAUAUGGUCGAAGGAUUCCAUUUGCUGAACUUUUUGCUAGAAUCGAUGCAGUAGAUGCAAGCACACUUAAACGUGUGGCAAACCGAUUUAUUUAUGACAAGGAUAUAGCAAUUGCAGCCAUGGGACCUAUUCAGGGCUUGCCUGAUUACAACUGGUUCAGACGCAGAACCUACUGGAACCGCUAUUAGUUCAACUUUGUGUUUUUCCCCCCUCUUUCCUUUCAUUCAACUCCAUGGGAGCUCCUGGCCGAUGUUGCUCUAAUUCACUGCUACAUACAUAUUUGCCUCUGGAUAGCGGCAUUACAAUCAUUUUUUAUUUAAUUGUUGUAGGCCUUCCUUUUUGUAACAUUCAUGCAAAAAUAAGCAUGCCAUGUCUUCACUCUUCUGUGAUGUAAUUGUGAAAUCGUGAGGCCCUUUCACGCUGUACCUGAUCUUCAAAAUUCGAGAUGUCAAUUAAGGACUACAGUCUAAAUGAGUUAGUCUUA
Prosopis cineraria is the source of this 1974-nucleotide messenger RNA. RefSeq names its product probable mitochondrial-processing peptidase subunit beta, mitochondrial. Gene Ontology annotation, molecular function: metalloendopeptidase activity; metal ion binding. The record is from RefSeq and is a predicted model, not a curated record. Lineage: Eukaryota; Viridiplantae; Streptophyta; Magnoliopsida; Fabales; Fabaceae. Gene Ontology annotation, cellular component: mitochondrion. Gene Ontology annotation, biological process: proteolysis. Bases 83 to 1678 code for a protein of 531 amino acids. The transcript has 9 exons.